Messenger RNA from Colletotrichum tamarilloi, 891 nucleotides. Its product is annotated as D-sorbose. The record is from RefSeq and is a predicted model, not a curated record. Gene Ontology annotation, molecular function: kinase activity. Bases 1 to 891 code for a protein of 296 amino acids. NCBI's taxonomy places the organism in Eukaryota, Fungi, Ascomycota, Sordariomycetes, Glomerellales, Glomerellaceae. The transcript has 4 exons.
AUGGAAGUCAUCCAGCAACUUCUCCGCGCAGAGCACCUACCGCAUUCACAAACCGAGCCCCUGACGAUGCACCUCGUCUCGCCCCUGCCGGAACGUCAAUCCCAGGCGACGGCGCAGAUCAUGGCCUCGUUCCCGCCAGCGCCAGAUACCACCGUCGUCGCCGCCGCCACCGCCGCGGAGAUCACAUUUGAUCACUGCCUAUUCCGCAAAGGCCACCAGGCGCCGGCGAGCGGUUACAUCUUCCGCAGCGAGGCAACCGGCAGCCGGACAAUCGUAAACCACAAUGACCUGCCCGACAUGACGACGGACGAGUUCCUCAACGUCGUCGAGGCGUUCCGCGGCAAAGGCGGCCGGACGUGGUGGCACUUUGAGGGACGGGUUCCGGAGACGACACUCAGCUGCAUUCUGGCUCUUAGGCGGGCCCUGGGCGACGACGUGGUGACGGUCAGCGUCGAAGUCGAAAGGCCGGGCAGGGCGGGGUUGAGAGAGCUCGCUGCUGAGGCUGACGUGGUUUUCUACUCCAAGAGCUGGGCCGAGGCCUGCGGGUAUACGUCCGCUGAUGAUUGUCUAAGGGAAGAGUCGCUGUCGUUACCGCGGACGUCGUUGGCUAUGGUUACGUGGGGUGCUGAGGGAGCAUGGUGCAUAUCACCCAAGGACCGGCAGCUGGUCAAAAGCCCUGUCGAGACGCCGGUGAAGCAGGUCGUCGACUCGGUAGGGGCGGGGGACACCUUCGUUGCGGGCAUGCUGUACGGACUGAUCUGCCAGGCCGACGCUUGGGACGUAACGCACAAGUUGGACUUCGCGGUUGCACUCGCCACACUCAAAGUCCAGCGAGAGGGGUUUGGUGGACUGGGAGACGAUAUUCGUAAGAAUACGCAAAGGUCGCGCUGA